UGUUGCAAAUAUAAAAGGAAAGCCAUGUGACAGAGGGACAGAAGAACAAAAGCAUUUGGAAGUAACAGGACCUCUUUCUAGCUCUCAGAAAAGUCUGAGAAGAAACGAGCUCUGCAUUUUCCCCCAAGCUAUGCAGGGAUUGUCUUGAAGGAUUACAAGCAGCAAAUCUUUUUGCCUCCUCCCAGUGCCAAGGAACACGACAUCCAAAGGACAAUGACAACCGAGAGGCCUCAGCCAGACUUUGCAUUUUCCCUGAAAAGAACUAGGUCCUAAGAUUUGAAGGUGUUUUUUUUUUCUUUUAAUACUCUACCUCCCUCUGCUGUUAUUACUGGGAAUUUAUUUUUUGGGUUUUUGUGUGGUUUUUUUUUUUUACAACAAUGAGAAAUCAUGUACUAGCAGCAUCGAUUUCAAUGCUCUCCCUGCUGGCGAUCAUGGGAGAUACAGACAGCAAAAUGGACAGUGGCUUCAUGAUGGACUCUGACCCUGGGCGAUGCAUGAGGCAUCAUUAUGUGGAUUCUAUCAGUCACCCUUUAUACAAAUGCAGCUCAAAGAUGGUGCUGUUGGCAAGGUGCGAAGGGCACUGCAGUCAGCCCUCUCGCUCAGAGCCUCUUGUCUCCUUCAGCACGGUCCUAAAGCAGCCCUUCCGCUCUACCUGUCACUGCUGCCGGCCCCAGACCUCCAAACUGAAGGCUCUGAGGCUUCGGUGUUCUGGGGGAAUGAGACUCACAGCCACCUACCGGUACAUCCUCUCCUGCCACUGCGAAGAAUGCAGCUCCUAAGACUUUCCCACUGCUGGCACACUAUAGUGCUGGCUGGCAGCGCAGCUGCAGCUGUGUGGCUCUUGAGCCCCAAAGGACAGAUGGCUGCAAGACCCAGCAGGACAACUUCUCCCAAUUGACACAUUGGGAAUAGAAAGGGAAUAGAGAGAGGCAAGGAAGAACAUUUACUUUCUGACCUGGAUGAUUCAUGUUCUACUAACAGACUCUGCAAGUUUGUCCAUAAAGAGGAAAAUACUGGGGUUUUGUUUUGGUAUCUUCCUAGUUUCCUCCUCCCUCCCCCACUCUACCUCCCCUUGGACCAAGUUCUUUCAGUAGUUUAUAAGAUUCAUCUUCUCUCCAUUUUGCUUUGAACACUCUCCACUCCUGAGCACUAGUGGGGAAAAGAAGGCAGGCGAUAAGCUGUCACUCAUCAGAAGAUGCCACAGAGGAAAUGGCAUUGGGCAGAAGGAGGCCCAAGCCUUGUCUAUGGAGUCUUCUUAUAUUGUUGAGCUUUCAUCUCCUUGUUACAUUGAUCUUGAUUAUGAUUGCUGCUGCUGCUGCUAAAAGUUGUCACUUGUCUAUUCCAAACACCAAGUAUGUGGACAUGCUUGACCAAGUUUAGCUGGCAUUAAAAAUAACUAACAGGAAACCUCAGGCUCUCUUUUGGGAUGCUGGAAUGUUAAGACCCUGACAACUACCCAGCUCAUUUAGGAACAGCUUAGGGCAAACACAACAAUAUAUAUGAGGGCAUUUACCUAUAGAACAUCUUAAAUAAAUUAUGACUGUUGUCAGUCAAAUGAGUGUAAGGGCAGAAUUUCAAAGACCUAUACCGAUGCAUGUGGAAUAGUUAUAUUCAUGUAUACAAAUCCUGUGACUUCAGAUAUCAACUAAUAUGUAUAUGCACUAUGGCUUAAGCAGCUAUAUUUGUAUGUUCUUCUAAUCUCCCCUUUGUCUAUAUGAGACUUAGUGUGUCUCUACCAGGUGCAAAAUUGGCAGCCUAACAGCUAUUAUUUCGCCUUUUGAACACUUGACCCACAGAUGCCUUUGGUCCUUGAAGCAAUUAUUACAGCCAAUUGGAGCUGCUAUCAGGUCUGAUGAAUCAGAAAUCCUUGAUUCUAAGGAAAAAAUAAACUUUCUUAGGAUUGAUAACUGGAAAAAACCCUUUUGAUAUUUAAUCUUGUCUAAACUCCUCAUUUUACAGAUCAAGAAGCUGAGCUCCCAAGAUGCUAAAUCAGGAUUUGAACCCAGGUCAGCUGACUAGCCAUGUAGUGUUCUAUCUAGCACUAUCUCCCACAAUGGUUUCCUUCCCCAAACUAUAGAUUUAGCCUAUCAUUCAAGUUUGAGGUUUAAAAUGCAAUAAGUCCUUGGUGGACCAUAAAAUCUACUUUAAAAUACUUUACUAAUUUAAUAAUUAAAAUGACACCAUUGAAAAGGUUAAAAUAAAACACUAUUUGCUUCCCCUGCAAAAUCAACACAACAAAUAGACCAGAAGGCAUUCCUUGAGGGCUAUAAGCCCUAAAAUGAAGCCAUCACCAUUCCUUCUGACCCCUCCCCCCGCAAAAGUCUUUCAUUUCAAGAUAUAGGAAAACCCUGACUUUCUUAAGGAGCCAUUCUAGUUCAUCUGCCAAUUUCAGGAGUUCUUAACCUUUUUUUGCAUCAUGGGAUGUUUUUAAGUGCAUAAAAUAAAUACAGAGGAUUACAAAGCACUGAAGUAAAGGUGAAAAUAAAGAUUUUUUUCCCCCAUUCAAGUUCACAGAGUUUCUGACAUCUCUCUGUGGAUGCCUUGGCUGG
Molecule: messenger RNA, 2549 nt
Organism: Dromiciops gliroides (monito del monte)
Lineage: Eukaryota; Metazoa; Chordata; Mammalia; Microbiotheria; Microbiotheriidae
Gene: NDP
Product: norrin cystine knot growth factor NDP
Exons: 3
Coding region: 378-779 (133 amino acids)
Biological process (GO): Wnt signaling pathway
Source: RefSeq, a predicted model, not a curated record